UGCAGAACGCCGUGUUCUUUGUAUCACCAUGUCGGCUACCCUAAGUUCAGGUUUAGAAAUGAACUUGAAUGAUCUUUGCAUCACGCUUUUUACAUGUUUCUAGAUAAUCAUUUAGAAAUUACAGCUAAUAUCUUGUAAAGCGGUUUUUUUUUUUCUGUGUUUUGACAAGGACACCUUUUCUCGAAAUGUUUGACCUUAAAGAUGGAUGGAAUCUUUCUUUCGCCGGGUGCGGUUUCUUAGGAAUCUAUCACAUCGGCGUCGCCAGUUGUCUGCUGGAGCAAGCCCCGUACCUCGUUAAAGGAGCGUCUAAGAUCUACGGAGCCUCGGCCGGUGCGCUCACGGCUACCAUGCUGGCCAGCGGCGCAUCCAUAGCGCAGUGCUGCGAGGACGUGUUCGAGAUGUCGAAGGAGGCUCGCCGCCGCAACCUGGGCCCCCUGCACCCGCGCUUCAACCUGCUGAAGGUCCUGAGGGCCGGGCUGUCCCGGGUCCUGCCUGCGCAGGCCCACGCGCUGGCCUCCGGGCGCCUCUGCGUCUCGCUCACGCGCGUGUCCGAUGGGCGCAACGAGCUGGCGUCCCGCUUCGACUCCAACGAGGAGCUCAUCCAGGCGCUGAUAUGCAGCUGCUUCAUCCCCGUCUACUGUGGCCUGAUCCCGCCGUCCUUCAGAGGAGUGCGGUACGUGGACGGCGGCAUCAGUAACAACCUCCCGCAGUACGAGACGCGCAACACCAUCACGGUCUCCCCGUUCGCCGGAGAGAGCGACAUCUGCCCGCGCGACGGCUCCUUCAGCCUGCACGAGCUGCGCUUCACCAACACCAGCAUCCACGUCAACCCCGGCAACAUCUGCCGCCUGACCCGGGCGCUGUUCCCCCCCGAGCCCAAAGUGAUGGCAGAGAUGUGUCAGGGUGGGUACGGAGACGCCCUUCGCUUCCUCAGAGAGAACAAUCUGCUGAUGCGGGACAGUCCGUCUGCAGGUCUCUCCGUGUCUGAGCUCAAGCAAAGCACGUCCGCCUGCUGCUGCUCUGGACCCGGGGACAGCCAAUCGGUGCCUGGCGAGGCCGUAGUCACGGAGACGGCCACAGAGUGGGUGCUGAGGAGGCUCCGCCUCCUGAGGAAGAGGCACUGGUGGCUGGAUGAGCAGAUUAUCCACACCCUGCCUGCGCCCCUCAAGAAAGUGCUGUGUGAGGCAUGUAGGGAGAAGCACAGCCUCUACUCUGGGGUGACAGAGCUGUUCCCUGUGCGCAUGGCCUCCUACAUGCUGCUGCCCUACACCCUCCCUGUGCAGUCUGCGUACUGCAUGGCCCAGAGGCUGGUGGAGUGGAUACCCGAGGUGACAGAGGACAUGAGGUGGCUGUAUGGGGUGGCUGGCUCUGUGUGCAGACAGGCGUGGAGAGGAGGAGCUCCCAGCAUGGGCAGUGAUGUCCCGGUCAGGAGGUGUGUGAGUCUGCCUCCCUCUCUGGAGGGUACAGAGUCUGUGACAGAGUGGGACGGGUCCCGGCUCCUCGCCUCCACAGACCUCCCGAGCGUCCCCUCCCUUCCCACAAUCCCCUCCGCCGACCUCAGGACUCACGGCCACUCCCCUGAGCAGAUCCGCUUUUCCAUCGGCCCGGGGGACGAUUCGGACCCCCCCCUCCCCUGACCCGCUGGAUGGAUGGUACCUUUAGGGGGUUGUCUGGCCAAAUCUUAUUCCAAAAAGUGCUGGUCAGUGUGGGUGCAGGGUCUUGAUUUAGCCUAGCACUGUGACACCGACAAAUUU
Conger conger (European conger) is the source of this 1754-nucleotide messenger RNA. It is a transcript of the gene pnpla3, whose product is annotated as patatin-like phospholipase domain containing 3. The transcript has 9 exons. Gene Ontology annotation, molecular function: triacylglycerol lipase activity. The record is from RefSeq and is a predicted model, not a curated record. Gene Ontology annotation, biological process: positive regulation of triglyceride catabolic process; lipid homeostasis; triglyceride catabolic process. Gene Ontology annotation, cellular component: lipid droplet; cytoplasm; membrane. Lineage: Eukaryota; Metazoa; Chordata; Actinopteri; Anguilliformes; Congridae. Bases 186 to 1637 code for a protein of 483 amino acids.